Aspergillus bombycis is the source of this 435-nucleotide messenger RNA. Its product is annotated as ubiquitin carboxyl-terminal hydrolase isozyme L3. NCBI's taxonomy places the organism in Eukaryota, Fungi, Ascomycota, Eurotiomycetes, Eurotiales, Aspergillaceae. Bases 1 to 435 code for a protein of 144 amino acids. Gene Ontology annotation, cellular component: cytoplasm. Gene Ontology annotation, biological process: protein deubiquitination; ubiquitin-dependent protein catabolic process. The record is from RefSeq and is a predicted model, not a curated record. Gene Ontology annotation, molecular function: cysteine-type deubiquitinase activity. The transcript has a single exon.
AUGGCCUUCCUGCACUGCGUGCUGAAUCUCGACGCCGGGGCGCAUCUGGCCCACGGGUCUGAGUUGGCGAAGCUACGGGGGGAACUGCUCUCCCUGGCGCCGGAGGAUCGCGCGCGGGUGGUCUAUGAGGCCCUGUUUCUGGAGGAGGCGCAUAUGGAUGCGGCGCGCGGGGGCAGUUCGGGGGUGCCGGGGCCGGAGGAGGAUAAUGGGUUUCAUUUCUUGGGGUUUGUGAAGGGCAGUGAUGGGAGGGUUUGGGAGUUGAAUGGGGGUAUGCCGGGGCCCUUGGAGAGGGGGGUUCUUGGGGAUGGGGAGGAUUUGGUUUCGGAGGCUGGGCUGAGGUUGACGGUUGGGGAUUUUGUGGAGGCUGCGAGGGAGGUGGAGGGCGGUGGGUAUGGGGGCUUGGGGGUUUCUUUGGUUGGCUUGGUUGGGGUGUAG